CUCCUCUUGACCCAUAUAUAAGGUUACCUCCCAUCAAUCACUUUGGCCACAGCAAAGCACAUACCAGAAACUCAUAAUCUAGAGUUGUUCCAAAUAGGGAGAGAGCGAUGAAGAGUGCGAUACCAAAUAGGGAGAGAGCGACGGAGGAAUUGAUCCAAGGGCGUGAACUGGCAAGUCAACUGAGUAAGGUUUUUGAAAAUAGGUCAUUUGUUGUUGAUGGUGAUGAGGGGGAAUCGGCUGAAGGUAUUGUUAAUAAGAUUUUGGGGUCAUUUGUGAAUACCCUUUUGAUUAUAAAGGGGAUGGAGUCUGAUCAGGAGUUUGUUUCUGAUCAAAUUCAAGGGAAUAGUAGUGGUGUUAGUGGUGGUGGUACUGAAAUUAGCGGUGGUGGUAUUGGUGUUAGUGACGGUGGUAGUGGUGGUGGUGGUGGUGGUGGUGGUGGUGGUGACGGUGCAGAUUCAUCAUCUUGGGAUGCUAAUCAUGAUCAUGCGGCUGUUAGUAAGUCUGAAGAUUAUACUGAGGAGGAGAUCAGUUGUAAGAGCACUUCAACCUUCAAGGAUCGUAGAGGUUCUUACAAGAGAAGAAAGACUUCACACUCUUGGAUUAGAGACACUCCUGCUUUGACUUACGAUGGUCAUACAUGGAGAAAGUACGGACAAAAAGUUAUCCACAAUGCCAAGCAUUCAAGAAACUACUUCAGAUGCACUCACAAAUCCGAGUGCAAAGCAACCAAACACAUGCAACAAAUUCAAGAUCAUCCACCAAUGUUUCGGACCACAUAUUUUGGGAAUCACACCUGCAGAGACUACCUCAGCACUUCGGAAUUGGUCUUGGAUUCCACAAGUCCUAAAGAUUCUUCGAAGUUCAUUUGUUUUGACAAGGCCAACUGUUCAACAAACAAAGAAGAGCACCCCUUUUUCUCAUCCUUCACUUCAUCGAUUAAAAAUGAAGUGUUCGUCAAAGAAGAUAUGCCAACAACUGAUCAUACGGUGAAAAGCAACCACAACCAUUCAUCACCACGUGAUCAUCUUGUGUCAAAUGAUCUGACGGUGUUCGAGUCCUCUGGUCCCAUGAGCGGGUUUUCAUAUGAUUAUGACAACAUGUUUUCAAAGGUUGUUGAGUCUUACUUUGAUAAUGAAGUUUUGCAAUACGGAUUUUGAAUUAAGUUUUGAUGAUGAGUGCGUACUUAAUAGCUAGCUACUCCGUGUAGUAAAUUGGAUUUUACGUUCAGUGAUUUGAAGAAACUUGAUGCUUUCUUGGUGAAAAUCAUGUAAACACAGUUAUUUUCGAAAAGAAAAAAAAAACGAAAAGAAGAAGCAACCUUUUUCUAUUUCUUCUUGUGAAGUGAUUAAUGGAAGCUUAAUUAUGCUCAA
Molecule: messenger RNA, 1370 nt
Organism: Pyrus x bretschneideri (Chinese white pear)
Lineage: Eukaryota; Viridiplantae; Streptophyta; Magnoliopsida; Rosales; Rosaceae
Product: WRKY DNA-binding transcription factor 70-like
Exons: 3
Coding region: 108-1157 (349 amino acids)
Biological process (GO): regulation of DNA-templated transcription
Molecular function (GO): sequence-specific DNA binding; DNA-binding transcription factor activity
Source: RefSeq, a predicted model, not a curated record